CACUGAUCAGCUGUGUUUUCUGAACGCAGCUGUUGUGUCCUGCUGAACGCAGCCAGAUUCUCCAUCUAGUGAUACUUCAAGGAACUAAUUUUCAUUUAUUGCGUGCAUCUGUCGUUACUUGCACUUGUUGUUGAUUUUUUUCACAUUAUCUCUAAUAUUUAUUUUACUUCAAAUGUAAAAAGUAUAAGUAAAACGAAUAGAUCUAAUGUGGAGAUUAUAUUAAUGUGAAAGAUUUACGUUAUCCGUAUUGUAUUUGAUAUUCCUUAUGCAAAUGUAUGUAUUUAAGAGUAUAAAAAUUUAUUUUUUCUCUGUGGCUCAUGUCACUGGAAAUUUCAAUAAACAAAGCAAUUAAAAAAUUAAUAAAUUCAUAUAAAUAAAUAGAGUCCAGUUAAUAAUAUUUGAUUGAGUGAAAUGAGAUAUUGGAUGUGAUAAUUCUCAAAAAUUCCUAUGAAAGAUUAAAUAGAAUAUUUGAAAAAAAGAUAACGUGAUAAUUAAAUAUAGUGCAACACAUCAUGAGCUUUUGGUUUAAUUUAGUGAAAGACGCGUUCCUCGGGAUGUUACACUUAUUGUGGUUUGGUACAAAUUUACGUUUUGGCCAACGAAGGAUAUCGAAUUACUUGAACAUAUAUGUCAAAACGAAUACAGGUAACACGCUCUCUGUCGAAUUGAAUCCAAAGUGGGAUAUAAAAAAUUUGAAGGAAAUUGUUGCACCUAAGAUGGGAAUGGCACCGGAAGAUAUUAAAAUUAUAUUUGCUGGCAAAGAGCUGCAUAAUUCAAUAAUAAUUGAGGAAUGUGAUUUGGGUCAACAAAGUGUUUUGCAUGCAGUAAAGACCCCACUUAAGAAGUUUAAAAAUCAUGAUACUUCAGAUUCUAUAGAGGAAUGUACAUCUGAGACUUCAGACUGGAACAAUAGUGGUAGCAAACCUAUGAAUGAGACUCUCACAGAUUUAUCCUUGGAUUCGUCGGAUCAGCAAUGUUUAUCUCAAGAAGAACAGGAAGAAAAUCGAGCACAUUUUUAUAUAUACUGUUCGGGGCCUUGCAAGACUGUAACAGUGGGCAAACUGAGAGUCAAGUGUGCAAAAUGCAAUAGUGGUGCUGUCACUGUUGACAGAGAUCCUCAAUGCUGGUCGGACGUAUUAGAACCUAAUAGGAUAACUGUACAUUGCGAGAAUGAUUUCUGCCCUGCAUCCUCAAUCGUGCUUAGUGAAGAGGAAUUUGAAAUUACUUACGCUCACUUCUAUUUUAAAUGCGCGAAACAUGCUAGUUUAGGAGAGGACGACGAAGCUAUACCUCUUCCUCUUAUUAGGGCAAAUUUGAGGAAUGUUCCUUGUUUAGCGUGUACAGAUAUCAGGGAGAUAGUGUUAAUAUUUCCGUGCGAAGCUGGUCAUGUAACUUGUCUCGACUGCUUUUGCGAUUAUUGCACGGUUCGUUUGCGAGAGCGACAGUUUGAAUUCGAUACUGACAAAGGCUACUAUACUGUGCCAUGCCCCGCUGGAUGUCCCAAUUCUUUUAUUUCCGAAAUUCAUCAUUUCCAUCUUCUUAGCGCGGAACUGUACGAGACAUAUCAGAGAUUUGGUACGGAGGAAUACGUUUUACGUGCCGGUGGCCUUUUGUGUCCAAUGCCAGACUGUGGUAUGGGUAUUAUACCGCCCACUGACGAGGAACAAGCGAAGAAAGAUGAUGAACAGCGCCGGAGAAUUCAAUGUAUCGGUGGAUGUGGGUAUGUUUUCUGCAGAAUUUGUUUGCAAGGAUAUCACACAGGAAAAUGCGAAUUGCAGUCAUCGGAUAUAUUCACAAGUGCCUCUUCACCUAGAAACUAUUUAGUGGAUCCUCUGAAAGCUAAGGAUGCUAAAUGGGAUGAAGCCAGUAAAAAGAUAAUACAAAUAUCCACAAAACCUUGUCCUAUGUGCAGAACUCCUACUGAAAGAGACGGAGGUUGUAUGCACAUGGUGUGUAUGAGAGCAGGAUGUGGAUAUCAUUGGUGUUGGGUAUGUCAAAUGCAAUGGACUAGAGAAUGUAUGGCUAAUCAUUGGUUUGGAUAA
Odontomachus brunneus is the source of this 2042-nucleotide messenger RNA. It is a transcript of the gene park, whose product is annotated as E3 ubiquitin-protein ligase parkin. NCBI's taxonomy places the organism in Eukaryota, Metazoa, Arthropoda, Insecta, Hymenoptera, Formicidae. Gene Ontology annotation, molecular function: zinc ion binding; ubiquitin conjugating enzyme binding; ubiquitin protein ligase activity. Gene Ontology annotation, biological process: regulation of mitochondrion organization; ubiquitin-dependent protein catabolic process; autophagy of mitochondrion. Bases 513 to 2042 code for a protein of 509 amino acids. The record is from RefSeq and is a predicted model, not a curated record. Gene Ontology annotation, cellular component: cytosol; endoplasmic reticulum; cytoplasm. The transcript is spliced from 9 exons.